Molecule: messenger RNA, 1377 nt
Organism: Echinostoma caproni
Lineage: Eukaryota; Metazoa; Platyhelminthes; Trematoda; Plagiorchiida; Echinostomatidae
Source: the annotation of a GenBank genome assembly
AUGUUUGAAACAAGUGGGCGGUUCAAUGAACUCAUCCAGUCUUUACCAAACGUGAUGCCGGAACAAGAUGGACCUAUCAAUCUGUGCGUUCGAGAUGCGAAUACAUUUGAACGGUCCAAAUCAUCCGGAGAUACGUCCGGUGGUUCCGGUUGUCGUGGUCCGUCAGGUAUGGAAUGGCUUGGUCAGUUUGUGGACAUGAAGUGUACCGGGAUGUCAACAAAUGAUUGGACAGAAGGUUUACGCAAUGCUCUGAGUCAAUCCGAUUCCGGAUUGGUCGAAACAGACACGGAAAGUGCUUCCCGUAUUUCUCCGUCACCGACUUCGCACCGUGUCGUGCCUGUUUCGGCCAGUGCUAGCACGUUGUACACAUCCACACCGCUUCGUCGAUACCCAGACGCAUUGACAUCAAGGAGUCAAGUCAAAUCAGAACCGACGGGAGAAAGGUCGGUCAAACAACGCGCUUCUUCUAUGAUUCGAUCGAAUGUUACGAUGAGAAUGUCCGGACGUCAGGCACAAUUGAAUGCGCAUUGUACACGGCGUAGACGGGUUGGAUGGCGUGGUGUAGCAAUGUGUGCCGCAUGUGGCAUGGUUUGUUCUGGCAUGGAUCAGUUGAAUCUGCAUUUUGCCUUGGCUCAUUCCCAUCUGUUAGCUUUGGAGUGGAGAAUGGCCCAGUACAACAGCACUAAAACAUCUAAACUAUUAUUCCAAGCCCAACUGGAUCGUUUAUUGUCCGAAAAAACUUCCGACAACGCAUCUUCCUCUUGUCCUGCAAGCCCACUGCAAACUGAUGUGCAUUCCGAAAUUCCAAACACAACUACUUCGGGGACAACCUAUCCGCUAACUGGAAUGGAUUUUGAACCGGAUCAUGAAAUUAAACCGUCAUCCAGUUCAGACUCCAAGAGUACCAGUUCCCAAGGUAGUCCCAGUCCAUCCCAUCUGAGCCAUGCGAACGACGAAACAAAUCAACCGCCCGAUUUGUACGCAUCCGGGUCGAUCGAAACCCAACGAACACCACUGUCUGAGGUUGAACUGUGUCCCCUUGGUCCCAAGCCAACCGCAUCCCCUGAUCUGCUGAACGAGGACGACAGACGUGGGAAUAGUCGAUCGAAAGGUUACCCUUGUCCCCGAUGUAGCUACACGGCCAAAUGGCCCACAGAAUUGCAAAAGCAUGUUAUGGUCCACGCGAAUUCUCGGCCGUUUGUCUGUUGUGUCUGUUCGACCAGCUACAAGUGGAGUUGGGAUCUGGGACGUCAUUUUAGUAAUGCUCAUCCGGGUCUAUUGAAUCCGUACAAACGAUUGCGGGUCACCAGACAUGGAUCGAAUGCGGUUCGGAAUAACACAACCGAUACCAUACCUAUUGCAUCCACACACGUAUAG